UUAAAAUUAACCCGACUCCAUGCGUUUUGCAGCCAAAGAGGUUCAGAUGAAUCCUUCUGCUCCUCCCCUGCCGCCGCCUGACGCCGGCAAUUUUUACCUUUUUCCACCUGCACAGCCUUCCUUUACUGGCUUUCACCCGCCGCCGCCGCCGCCGUCGUCAGCCACCAAUUUUACGCCUCGCCUUUUCUUCCCUCCUGGCUUUCACGUCCCUCCCCCCGCCACCACAACAACUGCCGAGGCAUCUGAUGUCCAGACCGCUCUCUCCACCCUCAAUUCGCUUCUGCGCUUAUCUAAAACCACUCUCAGUUCUCUCUCCGGCAUACUUCCGACUACUUUUCCCUCUCCGGCGACUGCUCUAAUUCCAUGUCCUUUUAACCCCACCCACCGCCUCCCGCCUCCCUCUCUAUUCAACCACAGCCUCCACUGCUUUCCGUCUUCAUCGUCUGCUGAAUUGCAUUCUCUAAUUCAGUCCUGCCGGUACCCACACAGUCUCCACUCCUCUGUUGAGGGAAACAAUAUCCAAUUCAAUCAGUCUCUCCACGACCCCGAAGCCGAACUAUGCUUCUCCCUCGAAAACUACUCUGGUUUUGACCCGAAUAGUUUCUUAUACUCCGACUGUCCCGGAGUUGUAAGCUUCCCCGGUAAGGACUCCUCUCCUCCAAUGCUUACUCUGCCCAGUUUCUUAUUAUCUGAAUGCUCAAACUUCGGGAAAAAUAGCACUAUAGAUCCGAAGAAGGUUCCCAUUGACCAUACAGAGCUUCUUCCUUCAGAGAUAUACGCUAUUAGGUCUGAAAUUGAGUCGUGGAAUGACUUUCCAUGUAGCUAUUCUUACAGAGUUGUCCGGGCUAUGUUGCGGCUUGAAAUGAUCAGUAUGUGCUCUUUGCCAACAUGGGUGAUUGCAAAUUCGCCUAAAUUCGGCAUAGUAAUUGAUCCUGCAAUGAGUAGUCAUAUUGUUAUUUUAUUGAAGCUGUGUUUGAAAGCUAUUCUCAGUGAAACUAUUGGGUUAGCUAAUGCACAUAUGAAACUGGAAGGGGGUGAGGAAUCAAUUUUGAGUGGAUGUAGGCUUGAUUGUCCAAUAUUAGCUAGAGUAUUAGUGUGGUUGGCCUCCCAACUAUCUAUAUUGUACGGUGAAACGAGCGGUAGGUUAUUUGCAUUUAACAUUUUAACAAAAUGCAUCUUUGAUGAAUUACUGGAGCACUCUUUAUUUUCUGGACUUCCAGAAGCUACAGAAAUAUCAAAAUUAGACAUAGUCAACAAAGAUAGUGAGGAGCCACAGGUAAGUAGUAAUUCAAAUCAAAGUACAAAGCAGAACAAAGGAAACAAUGUAGGAGCUGGAGGGCUGAGUAAAACCAUGAUUUCUGUUUCUCAAGUAGCAGCAGCUGUUGCUGCAUUGCACGAAAGAUCAAUACUUGAAGGAAAGAUCAGAGCGUUACAGAAUGUGCAGCAACUUUCUGCAUUCCAAAGAAAUGCUGAGCAUGAAGACAUGGCAAGAAGAGCUGAUGAGGAAAGACAAAAGCGGCCCGAUUAUAAAGCUUUAAUUGAUCACGAUGGGCUUCCUUGGCAGAGGUCACACAAUCAGGAAACAAAUAAAACAAAGACAAGAGAGGAGUUGCUAGCUGAGGAAAGGGAUUACAAGCGCAGAAGAAUGUCAUAUCGUGGCAAGAAGUUGAAGCGUUCAACAACACAGGUAAUGAGGGAUAUAAUAGAGGAAUAUAUGGAGAGUAUUAAGCUAGCCGGUGGUGUUCAUUGCCUAACAAAAGGAGAAGCACUCAAUGAUGCAAACUCCAAUAAGAGUCAAUUGGAAUCAUCUUUAACGAGGGAACAUCCACACCACUACAUGAUGGAGUCGCACUCUCAUCCCGAAUCCCGGUCAUCAGAUUUCAGAAGUGGCUCUUCCAAAGAUAGAUCAAACCACUCUCAUAGUACUAUGGUUGCAGAUAGAAGUGUUGGGAGAAAUGGACAUAGCACAAGGGAAUAUUCUAGAAGCCCAGAUAGAACCAAUACCAAUUGGCAAACAGGUCUGAGGAGGAAGCAAGGUGACAGAGAAUCAUACAAGGAAGAUUUUUCUCACAGUUCUGGUAAAAAACACCAGAAGUCAUAUAAUUAUAACACUCCUCACAAAGAGAGAAUUGGCCAUGGAAGACGGAGGGGAAGGGAAUCAUAUGAUGAUUAUAAAUCAGUGUCCACUUCGCGCAAUAAAUUUGAUGACAGAUAUGAUCCUUCAGAAUCUCAUGAUAAUCUAUGAAGGUCAAAUCUAAAUGUUGGUAAAGCUGAGUGGCUGAAAAUGUCUGCUGUAGUGAUUGGGCAUGGUUUUCAAGUGAGGUUAAGAUUAAGAAUGUUAAAGUAAGUGGUCCUUCCAGGUGUGGUAAGUAAUCAUGAUAAAAAUUUGUCCUGAAUACCACCUUUUAUCGAUUUUUUCCAGAAAGAAGAAUGGGAAUACUAAUAUAAUCUUUUUGGCUGGAUUCCUCUUGAAAUAUUGCAGUAGAAGUGAAACAGGUUUCUGCUGUUUGUCUACAUCUGUAUCCUCCUCUGUAUCCUUAAAAUCGUUGUUAUUAUUAUUCUCAUUACUAUUAUUUCAUCUACAUACGUUUAUGCUUACGGCUACAUUCUCAUCUUUAAAAGGAGGUACUAAUCAGUAAUCAUCUAUCUUUACUUGCUUUUUUAUCUACUGGUCUGCAUUCUACAAUAAUUUAACUCCAUAAUUACCUAGUACUCCUAAGAUAACCACCUAACAAGGGAUUCGAAUGGAUCAACAUACCGUCUGUUUAAAAUUCGGAUAUAGGGAUUUGGGGAGAAAUGCUUUAGAGGGCUUAGUGUAUGUACGUGCACACAUAUGUGUGUAUAUGUAGAGAGAGAGAAACAGAGGGGGGGUUGAGGUUUUAUAAAAUAAAAAAAUUAACGAAAAUUGUUGUUUUUAGUGGAAAGUGAUUUGUAAUUGUAAAAGCUUUCAAUCACAUUUUAUUCAUUUUUAGGAACAUUCUAUUUAUCAAGGUAUAGAUAGACUAAGAGAGUGUUUGUGAUUGCUUCUACUUUGAUAUUGUUAAAACAGUAAAAUUUGAUAUUGUUUGAGAAAUAAGUGCUUUUGAAAAAUAAAAGUCGGUAGUGUUUGAUAAAAAGUGUACUUUGUGUAAUACAAAAAGUGAAAAGCAGUUCAAAGUGUCCGUCCACCUCUUUUCAUCUUUUAGCUUUUAAGUGUUUAAUUUAAGUGAAGUUGUCACUUGAAAACACCCAAUUCUCUUUUUUAAGCCAAAUGAUGAAAAUCGACUUUUUAAGUUUUUGCAAGCACUGCCCAAGCCCUCCAAAGCAUUUCUCUUCAAAAACCUUCAUCCAAAAAAACCCUAUAGAAUACAAACAGUUCACAGUUCUUGUAGCUAUGCACUAACACAUGCUGAAGACCACACUUGGAUGUUUUACAAUCUUUCUAGCGAUAACUUCUGGGAUAAGAUCAGGGUGAAACACAACGGUGCUUAUAUUUUCAUCACUUUUCAAACCCUCAUUAGCAUUCCUUCUUGAAAAUUUUAAACCGUCUUGUAUUUAAUUAUUGAAUGAGUGGGGGUUGACCUGUUUACCCAUAGCUAUUUAGUCACGUUUACUCUUGGAUCAUUAAGAUAUGCAGUAGAAAACAUCGUGCUGAUAAUAGUCUCUAGGGGAGACAAGUUAGAUAGGAAAAAAUAUAUCAGACAUUUAUACCAUAGACAGGUGAUGGGAAAGUAGGUUGUUUGUAUAUGACUUUUUAUUAGAAUGCAUGUAAUGUAAUGUCUGGGUUGUGGAACAACCCGUCGAUAGUGUCCACGAAAACCUAGUAAUAUAUGUGGUAUAUAUUAGUAACAAUGUGUUGGGAAAAAUAGUUGAGCCUUUACUUUAGGUCUGAACAAGUCGCUUUAAGGCCUUGUUUGAUUAGAGGAAUUUUAAGGAGUGAUGUGUUGAUUUGUUUGGGGGGGGGGGAGUGUUCAUAUCUCAAAUUUUGUGGAGUCACUUUUCGGUUACUUUGUUCACUUUCCCUCCUUCAAAAUUAUGCUGCAUGCCAUAUUUAAUUGGGAUAAUGGAAACUAAUAAUCCAACCUUUUAACGGUCUUCUUUCAAUAAUCCCACCUUUCGAUUAUUCAUGAAUAAUCCAACCUUUGCACUUCAUCUUCAUUCACUGGUCCCUGACCGGUUGAUGACCUGCUAUUCCAAGCUAUUUUCUUAUCUUUGCAAAUCAUUAUACCAUAAAUCUCAUCUUUCACAAAGAUAAUAUUCUGGAAAGAUAAGAAAAUAACUUGGAAUAGUAGGUCAUUAACCGACUAGGGACCAAUGAAUGAAGAUGAGGUGCAAAUGUUGGAUUAUUCAUGAAUAAUCAAAAGAUGGGAUUAUUGAAAGAAGACCGCUAAAAAGUUGGAUUAUUAGUUUCCAUUUUCCCUAUUUAAUUUAAGUUGCAAAAUUUGUUUCAGUUACUUUACUUUUCCAUAAUUCUUUUUGGGUUUUAAAAUUCUAAUCCCUCAUCAUUCUUUUGAACCAAAUAUGUUACUGCCAUUUACUUGUAUAAAUAGAGGAGAUAAUCAGUUUAGCUGUUGAUGAUUGGCAUUCUUAAGCCUUUUCCUGUUGAGUGGUUUUCGAAUAAAUUGAUGGAAAGGGGAGAAGCGUGUGUUUGGUUGGAGGGUGACUUAAAUCAAGUGAUUAUUUGUAGGAGACUUGAAUUGAGUGAUUAAUUGUUUAAACAUUAGUUAUCAAAAUCAUUCUACUAACAGGUUCCGUAUAUUUAAUGAUAGAGAUAUUGCUUUGGUUUAGUUGGAGGAUGAAUGUUGAGACCUCUAAGGUACUCAUAUUACAAAGCUGUAAUAUGCUUUGGUUUGGUUUCACUUACAAAGCUGGUAGACUUAUAUUGAGUGAUUAGUUUUCAGACAUUAGUAGUUAUCAAAAUCAAAGGGGAGCCUAAGAGCCUUGGAGCACCUUUUAAGACGGAUUCUGCUGAGUGAUUAAGAGGUUAUAAGUUCAAUUUUUGAGUGGUCUCAUGUCAAAAUUUGAUCGGGAAAGUCUUGUUCUUUAUACAGGGUGAGACGCUUCCCCGGAUACACGUUUUGUGCUGAUGCCUUUUUGCACCGGCUGGCAAAUAAAAUAAAUAGUGGUUCUCAAAAUUAUUCUACAAAUAAUUUGUUUUACUUAUAAUUAUUUUAAUCAAAUAAUUGAAAUACAAUCGUAGUCAUAUUGCAUUGGAACUAGCAUCCACUUGGUUUGGCCUAAUCCCAAUUCCCAAUCUUCAGCACAUCAUGGUAAUUGGUAACUCGUGCUCGGCAUAAAGGUCGGUAGUCCUUGGUGCUAUAAGUUUACCCGAAGACUUGGUUAGUACCAUGCCUGAUCAGCCUAAGUGUGUGCUUAAUUGCAUGGUGGAGUCAGACGCGGGUCAACCCGAUGGAUGGCAUCAAUUUGGCUGCCUGCAAGGGGUGUUUCAGUCUGUUAUGAGGAAUAUGGUCAACACAAUCUCAGAGUUGUGUUGAUCAGUGGUUCCUAGGGUUUCCAAGUGGAAUGAAGUAGCUACGGGCCGUAUUUCUCAAAAAAUGAACCCAAACAAAUGCUUCGACGCUAAGUUCAGCUCGUUGAUGUCACGGUUGGCUAAGAUCAAUUUGACUUGCAUAAUUUAGUUUGUUUUCGUUACCUCUUUGAUAACUCUUUUGAGUUUUGAUACUGUAGACUUGUAGAGUUAAGAUGAGCUUUUCCAGAGUUGGUUCUUGGUUGACUUAGUUUGAACAAAAACAACUGAGAUCUGUGAACAAUAUAUUGCCCUGUCCACUCAUAGAGAACCAUCUCUCAUUUGUUCUACGUUAUUAUUAUUAAGUAUUAACGAUAGUA
Molecule: messenger RNA, 5826 nt
Organism: Cuscuta epithymum
Lineage: Eukaryota; Viridiplantae; Streptophyta; Magnoliopsida; Solanales; Convolvulaceae
Source: the annotation of a GenBank genome assembly